Messenger RNA from Marmota monax (woodchuck), 12492 nucleotides. RefSeq names its product interleukin 20 receptor subunit beta (gene Il20rb). The coding region runs from base 9956 to 10906 and encodes 316 amino acids. NCBI's taxonomy places the organism in Eukaryota, Metazoa, Chordata, Mammalia, Rodentia, Sciuridae. Gene Ontology annotation, molecular function: interleukin-20 binding. The transcript has 7 exons. The record is from RefSeq and is a predicted model, not a curated record.
UUACAACUGUUGAAACAAAAAAAUCACUCGAUUCUUAAGAAUUUUCUUUGAUUUUUUUUUUUUUCUUGUUACUCGAGAACAAAGCAGUCUCUGAGAUACUGAGCUUUUAAAAAUGUAAAUGGCUGCUCUGUGUUACUUUCUUUUUCCUAGUGUUACUUUACCAAAGCAUCUUGUAUUAGAACAUGUUAUAUUGAUGCCCGUGUGAAAAAAUUAUGAACAAGUUUUGGGGAAAUAGAAGACAAUAAGAUAUGUAGGGCGUUUUGGUUUUCUUCCUCUCCAAACAUACGUUGUAAGAGACAGUAUUUCCUAUUUUUACUUCCUUCUUUCAAUGUCCACCCCAUAUCACCCCAAUUCCAUGCUUGGAAUCAAAUCCAGGGCCUUCUAUACAUGUUGGCAAGUGCUAUACUACUAAGCUGCUCCCCAAGCACCUCCUCUUUUCAGCUUUGAGUUUUAUUGACUGAGACACUAAAUUUGAUAUAAACCUGAGGGGGGAAAUGGAAUGUGCUUAUGGUUAGAUAAAAUUACAUUAUUUUUAAACUCUUUAUUUUUGUUUAACAAGUUGUAGUUUAGGUGAAUGGAUGACAGGCUUCUGUAAAGUUUUUUGUUUUUGUUUUUUAAUAUUUUUUAGUUGUUGACGAACCUUUAUUUUAUAUAUUUGUAUGCGGUGCUGAGAAUCGAACCCAGUGCCUUGUGCAUGUUAGGCAAGGGCGCUACCACUGAGCCACAACCCCAGCCCUUCUAUAAAAGUAUUGAAUCCACUGCUGUAAGCCACAGGAAACAACCAUUGUAUUUUGUGGUCAUACUUCUCAUUAUGCUGAAAAUUUAAAUUUAAGCAAAGUAACCAUCAUAUUUUUAAUUCAAAAUACUUAUUAAAAGGAAACAUUAAAAAAUCAUAUUUUUCAAAAAUUUCUCCUAUAUUACCUAAAGUAUAUGAAUAUUUCCAUUUUCUGCUAUUAUAAACAGAUAAUACAUCAGAGUUAUUGAUGGUAAAAUUUAAGUUGUGAAAUGUAUAUUUAAAAAAAUUAUUUAAAUCUUAAAAUCAUUUAAAGACUAAUGUUGCCACUGGGUGGCAGCCCUGGCUUUUCCCACUAAGCAACAGAAGUCAGCAAAUAUAAUUAAGACAAUGGUGUAUAUCUGUUCUUAAAAUCUUAUAGUUCAUAUUUUAUUAUCUUUCUCAGUGCUUUAUUAAAUUAAUUAUUAGAUAAGUUUAACGGAAAUAAAAGUUAUUUAUGCUUUUUUGGCUGUAAAAUCACAUGAAUAUAAAUUGAGGAAAACAGUUUAAGAGAGUAGAAUGACUAGGUAGUAAACAUCCUUUUUAACAUUUAAUGAUGCUUUCUCUUUUUCUACCAACUCUUCAUUAUGAAAAAUGAAGAUGAAUGCUUAAUUUUUAAAAGGAGCAAUUUGUAUGAACAAAUAUCAACUAUUUAUAGCAAAUCCCCCACUGAACUGAUAUUAAUAGAGCAUGAUUUUGAGGAAGUAGCUAGAAGUGGUGUAGCCCUGGAAGCAAGGUACAUGUUCCCAUGCCAUGUAGAGUUCCCAGGUAACACGUGCCAGUAAUAGCUAUUGUGUGCUCAUUAUGGGAUAGAAGCUUUACUGGGAAGUACUUUGAACUUCAUUGUUAAUCUUACGACAAUGACUUUUUAUAAGCAUAAAUUUUACUUGAAGCAAUUUUUUUAGGAAUUGGAACAACCUUAUAAAACAGCUGCAUAGCUAGGUAAUAAUAGGAUUUGUGUUAGGAACCAAGUUUCCUCAUCCCCAGACUGGUGGUGUGUGUAUCAGAAAGUGCUCUGCGCUACUUUUAGACUAGGAGGAAUGUCCUAGGAAAAGUAGUGAAGUUUUCUAUCAUAUAGGAGGUGAUUAGUUAUCAAAUUUAAAUGUACCUAACACACAUGUAGCCCUGCCCAACCCACUUCUACAAAUAACUUCUCCAAAAUCUAGGAAGGAGCUUAGUAAUAAGAAGAAUGGCUAUUGCUACUGUAACCCUUAUUUGUUUGUAGGUCCUUAGGAUUCAGCUGGAUAUAUAUGUUCACACAUGAACCUAGUGGUAUUAAAGACUGUUUCGCAGAAAGCAGGAAGGGUGAGUGCAAAUCUAUUACCAUUACCAGAAGGAUAAAAAGGCCUAGCAGUUGAGCGACCUGGGUUGUUAGAAUAAGGUCAUCCUUAUAGAUAAAUGUCAUAUGAAUUAUUUCUAGCUGUAAUGCUCUGUCAUGUUAUCCAAAGGUAACAAAGAAGCAAGAUUGCCACUGUCUAUGUAGUUCCUUUGUGAAAAGUAGGAAAAGGCACCUUUUUCUCCCAACAGGCCCAACCCCUUCCUAUAAAGAAAUCCAGAAUUUUACCCCCUCGUCUUGACAGAGUGCCUUGUUCAGACUUUAACCAAACAUAGUGGCCUUAUAGGAGUACUAGUUGACCAUACAGUGCUUGAAAGAAUUAAUGAGGGGCUGCAGGUGUAGCUCAGUGGUAGAGUGCUUGCCUUGCAUGUGUGAGGCAUUGGUUUUGAUCCUCACUUAGCACCACAUAACAAUAAAGGUAUAUAUAAAAAAGAACGAAGCCUGGGAGAGUGGUGCAUACCUGUAGCCUCAGCUACUUGGGAGGCUGAGGCAAGAGAACCUGUGAGCCCACCAUGGGCAACAUACUAAAAUCCCAUCUCUAAGGAAAAGAAAGAAAAUAGCACUUUUUUUUUUUUUUUAAGUGGGGGGUUUCGGAUAAAAUUCAACAUUUCCUUCUUUAAAAUGAGAAGCUGGCAGCACUGUAAUUCAAUUCCCCUAAUAGCAAUCAGCUGAAACCCAGUACAGGUGGUCCCCUUAUUAUUUUUUUAACAUAUUUUAUGUGUUGUUGGACCUUUAUUUUUAUGUGGUGCUGAGAAUCAAACCCAGUGCCUCACACAUUAGGCAAGUGCUCUACCAUUGAGCCACAACUCCAGACCACCCCCCCCUUAUUCUUUUUACUAAUAUGAAUGGUGAAGAAAUUCAAAUAGUAAAGCCCCUUUCCCUACCUAUCUAGUUCAAUUUCCAAAUUCGGUUACUGUUACUCUUCAUUUUUUCUGUUUCUUGAAGAGUUUGAGACUUGGGAUCCUGAAAUUUUCAUUUUUUAGAAACACUUCUGCAUUGUCCAAUAAAUUUGUGUAGCAUUACUCAUGCUUUGACUUUUUCCAUUUUAAAUACUUUGCUAGAAGAUAAGAGUUCUUUGCAUUUUUCUAAAUUUAAAUAUCAUAUACAUAAUAUUUAAAUUUAGAAAAAAUAUUUUUAAUAUAUAUUUCUAAAUAUUUAUUUAGAAAAAAAGUAUUUAUUAUAUGGCAGUACUGGGGAGUGAACCUUGGGCCUUGUGUAUGCUGUCAUUUUUUCUUAAAGGGAUAUUCAAUAUAGGGUAGAUGAUAUCAUCAUUUUAUGUUCUGGACAGCAUCUGGUGUACUUUUAAAACAUCAAAUUAUUGAUUCUGGGGGAAAACAUUAUUAGCUUUUGUUGCAAGGUAGGAAGUAUUGGCUUGCUCCUCUCCUGAUAAGGUGAUUUUGUUGGUGUUUAAAAGUUCAUGUGACUCACCUUUGCUAUAUUCUAAAAAAUUGACAGACAAGCAAAAUAUGUACGCUCCACACCCUAAUUUCUUGCUGUUACAUGAUCUAAACCAGCUAAAUGAGGAAUUGUAUAUUUCUGGUUAACUUUUCUGUUUCUCUUUUGAACUAAAAGUAUACACAAUUUGCUAAGACUUGUUUAAUGAGUAGAACCUACGCUGUGCUUGGCAGAUUUUGAAGAAUAGGAGGAGGCAUUUCAGUUGCCCUGUUUUAUAUCAGUGUAUUUUUGAGAAUGUUUGCUGGGUAGAGCACUUUCAUCACAUCAGAUAUUUCGGAAUUGGUCUGAUGCCUACAGUGGUCUACAUAAAUAUUUAUCUGCUAGACUGGCUGAUUUUUAUGUGUUUGCUCUCAAAAUUACUUAAAGCGCAGGUAAAACUUAUUCUUUUGAAAUAAUGUUAACAAAUUUUAUAUAUUUUAACUAAAAUGUCACAAUACUCAAUUUCCUCCUUCCAUGUUUUCUUGUACCUCUUGGAAUGAUGACUUUCAGAUUGGAAAACAAACAUUUUAAGUAGACCUUUUAAAGUAGAUGUCUUAAGAUGUUUAGUUGCUUUACAUAAUCUUUUGGGCUCAGAUAAUUUACAUCAUAGACUAUGGAGAAAUUUUGGCGGAUAGCCUUGGAAAAUUUUGGAGAUAAAAGGGUGAUUCCAGAAAAUGACUAUUAAGAAUUGUCCACUUAAAUAUAGACUAAAACACAGGAAUAGUUAUAAAAUUGAUGUUUUUUAGCACUUCUGGAGGAAAUUAAUAACCCCUGAAUGAGCUUGACUUCUCUAGAGUAAAUGAUGUUAAACAAACUGGUUUUGAUGUUUUCUAGUCUAGAGUAAGGGGGCUAUUAUAGAUAAUAAAUGGUAAUUUCACCAAGGCUUAUGAUAAUCACUUGGUGUAAAGAUGAGAAAACAGUAUUUCUGAACUGUUGGACUCAAUGUCUCACAUAUUGAGGGCGCAGUCCCUAGCCCACAGGGCUAUUGGGAGAUGGUGGACCUAGUGGAAAGAAGUUAGGUCAUUGGAGGCAUCCCUCAGAUGGGCUAUCUAUGUGUAUAUUAUUGCAUGUGUGUAUGUUUAAAUAACUUCAGAGAUACUAUCCAUCCAACUAACUCACCUUAAGUAUUUGAUUGUUCAGCUGCCAGGCUAGUCUCACCUAGCAAAAUAGUUGUGAAGAAAAUGGACAGCGCUUUCAUAAAACUUAUGUUUCAAUGAUGCAGUGCUUAAUGGAGUAGAGCUCUGAAUUAAAAAUAGAACAGGUUGAUGAGGUUGUAGAGUUAAGAUUGAGGUUGUUAAUGUGUACAAGAUGAUCAAAGGAGGUCUCAUAAAACUGACCCUUGAGCAUAUUGUGUGCUCUGUUUAACAGAAGGAUUAACCAGUGAUGAGUGAAAUAGAGCAAUAGCAACUAUUAUCAUCAUGAUUUAUAGGUCACUAUUUCUGGUUUUAAAAAUUUUAAAUUGAUUAAAAUGGCAUUUUAAAAUUUAAAUUUGGAAAUUUUAAUCAAAAAGGGAUUCUCUGAAUAAACCCUUAUUCACCAUCUUAAGAGGAGUUGGGGGGAUACUAUAGACAAAAUAAAUUUAAAGGAGGGCAGUUUUAGAUGUAGGGUUUUACUUGAUCACAUCCUGAGGGAAGAAUUGAAGUCAAGGGAAAUUAAAUUCUUGGUGGCUGGACAGUAAAUAUUAGGGAAAUUGAAAAACUAGAAGUAUGUUCAGAUGAGGUUAAAAAAAAAAAAAGAUGCAAGAGUUCUGAAUUGGAACUGGAAAAUGGUGUAGAAAUUACACCUGGAGGGGCUGGGAUUGUGGCUCACUGGUAGCUCGCCUAGCAUGUGUGAGGCCUUGGAUGGAUGCAAGAGUUCUGAAUUGGAGCUGGAAAAUGGUGUAGAAAUUACACCUGGAGGGGCUGGGAUUGUGGCUCACUGGUAGCUCGCCUAGCAUGUGUGAGGACUUGGGUUUGAUCCUCAGCACCACCUAAAAAUAAAGAUGUUAUGUCCAAGUACAACUAAAAAUAAUAAAUAUUUUUAAAAAACAAAAGAAAUUAUACCUGGAACAGACUUCUAGGGAAUUUUAAGAGUCUGGACAAAGGAAUUUCACUAUUUAAAUUUCCUAUAUUACUUCCAGAAGAAAGAAAAACCAUUGAGGAGUCGUUACAACUACAGGAUAUGUGUGCUAAAAUAGGACCUAAAUAUUUAGGAAUCUUGGUGUGGGGGGAGGAACUAUUCUAUGGUAGGCAGGGUAAGGGAAGUUUAUAGGAAUGGAGUAAUUAACCAUGUGGUCUGUGCCUUGGCACCAAGGCCUGGCCUGGCCUGGACAGCUCUAAGAAUAUGUAACUCCAGUUUUGUAUCGUAGGUAUUUUCAUUCUAAUCCUUCCCCUAUGCAGGGCACUGGGAGUUUACAAGUCUCUUUGGCCAUUAAGUUUUCCUUCCUCCCCCUCAGCCUCUUUUCCUUUCCAGAAAAACCUUUUACCUGCUUGCUUUUCCUUCCAUAAUUAAUUUUCAAAAAUUUAAGUGGCAAAUAGUUUAUUAGGAAACAAGUCCAUUUCUCGACUGUACCUGCUUAUGAUAAGAAAUCAGUCUAUUCUUCCAGCAGAUAUCUUAAACAUGGAUGAUUCUCCAGCUCUGUGGAAGACAGUGCUUGUCAAGAGCAUGGCAGUGCUGGGCAGGGUUGUCUUGGAAGGGACCCAUGCCCAAGUAGAACCAACUAUCCAUCUUAAAAUCUACAAGUUCGGUGAACACAACAUUGAUGACUUAACCUCUUUUUAAAAAUUUUAUUUUUUGUGGCACUGGAGUACCUUUCCUUUUCUUAUCCUUCUCUAAUUCAGUGUGUUUUCCUCUCAACUGUUCCAUCCUUGCACUUUGCUCAUGUCAUUCUCCCACAUUUUUUCCCUAUCAGUACACCUAGAUGGGUAUAUUCUUGGAGCACUGUAUUGAAGCCUGUCUACGAAACUUUGCUAAGUAGACUCUUGCCUCACUCACUAAACUGUGCCCCUCAGACACAUUGAGAGCACUCCUUUGUUGUUAAGGUGAAUGAAAAGUACUUGGGAGUUUGGCGGACUUCAAUUGGAUUUCCUGUCUGCAUCCCCCACUAGCUUUGUGAUCUCUAAUAAGCCAAUUUCUCUGAACCCAGUGUCUUGAGACUCAAACCUUACCUUAAGUCUGUUGUGUAAUGGGAAAUGUGAAUAAUGUAUGGGAAGUACUUAGGACAAUUCCUGGUAGAUAGUAGAUAUCUAGUACACAUUCACUUAUAUUGCUAAGUUUUUUUUUUUUUUCCUGGAUUUAAAAAAGAAAUCAGGGAACCAGAACUGGGAGAAUAAAGAUUGGAGACAGGUGUUGAGGCCGUGUAUGAAGCAUAUACAAAGCACUCCAAGUUGGGAUGUGCUCAUACCCAAAGGUAAGACGGAACAGGAUCAGAUGCUGGAAGAGCCAUGAAGGAUUGUGUAAGAUGUCAGUAACCAGAGGUCAGGGCCAAGAUAUGGUGACCACUGACAGUGCUGGAAUCAUGCACCAAAUGUUCUUGAUCAUGGUGCAGUUAAAAAAGAAAAAAAAGAAUUCAGCUAGUAUUGUACACCCUUCUACCAAGUCCUGUUCUAAAUUACUAUCUCAUUUAGUCCUCAAAAUGGUCCUAUGAGUUAGGUGCCACUAUAAUUGUUCCCAAUCUAGAGAUGAGAAUACUAAGGCAGAUAGUUGAAAUGACUUGCCUAAAGCAGCAUAAGUAGAGGAGCCUGGAUGGCAACUUAGGUAUUCUGGCUCUGGAGCCCAUGCUUUUCACAACUUCCUGGUAAAUAUCUCCAACCAGAGAGAUUGCUGUUCCAGAGGUAAACCCAAAGAGAAGCAGCCAGCAAAGGGCCAGCCAAUCAGAGUCCUUAAUGUAUGCUUAUUAACAUCAAAUGAUGGAACAUACUACUUGUGAAGGCCUAUUCUGUUCCCCGCAUUGUGCCAAUGGAUUUUGUCUGCAUUCUUUUAUAUGCCCCAUCACUAUUAUACAAGCCAUUAUUGUACUUAUAAAUGAAAAGAAAAAAAUGGGGCUUAUGGAAUUUUGUUUUUCUAUUUUGUAUCAAAAGAGAGCUACUAUAUCUGUUCCUCAACCCAUCUAGCUUCUGAUCCAAGGCCUCCACUGAAACACCUCUUGCUAAAUCCAGGGGACACUUUCUGAUGUUCAGCUCACUGGUCCUCUCUUCUGUACUGUGCUGUGAUAGCCACUUCAUCUUUCAUUGCUUCCAGACCACAGUUUUUUCUAGGACCAUUUCUCUGACCCGCUCCCCUGCCCCAACCCAUUUCCCUAUUUCUUUUUCUUGCCCUGGUCUGUAAAUGUGGGUCUUCUUCAGGAGCACAUUCACAGCCCUUCUGAAUCUACAUUUUCCUUGGAUGAUCUUACCCACUACCAAUGAAAUGCCAGAGGCAGGGGAGACGCUACCAUACCCUUGACACCCAUCAGCUUGAUUUGGAAGUUUUUUGUUUUAUACAAGGUCUUCUGUAUCACCCAGGCUGGUCUUGAACUCAUGGGCUCAAGCCAUCCUUCCAUCUCAGCCUCCCUGAGUAGCUCUGACCAUAGGUAUGCACCACUGUGCCUAGCUUACCUAUCACCUUGAGACAAAGAUUAGAGACUUCUGCCCAUAUAAGCAUCUCAAAUUCAAGUGUAUCAGGUUAAACACAUGCAAACUUUUCUUGCACCAACUCAACCCUGCCUGCCCUGACCCCACCCCACUCUGCUCCUCUGUUGUUGUAGUUGAGGUGCUGACAUCCACCCAGUUACCCAAACACAGAACCUGUAAGUCAUGUUUGACUUUGCUUCUGUGGCCCUCACAAUCCUCUCAAAUAUCUAGGAGCUGAAAUUCAAUUUCCUGAAAUUCUACCUCCUUUGAAUUUGCUCACUUCUCUCCACAGACAAGAGAGACCUAAUGUCGGCCAUCUCUCAUCUAGGUGACUGAUAGCCUUGGUCCUCCAAUCUGGCCUCCUUCACUGCUUUCUCCACCCUAGUCAGAAACUUUAGGAGUUCAAAUAUAGAGAAUAUUAUGGCCAGAUUUGAGCGUUCAACCCUUUCUUUGACCUUUACUAUUCUCAGGAUAAACUCAAAGCCCCUCAACAAGACAUGGAAAGCUCUCUGGAAUUCUGUUUCAGUCUUUGAGAACUAUUUUUCUUGGGACUCCAACUUUGUUCUCCAUUUGCACCAAUUUUCUUCCAGUUUCCUAGUCACAGUGCCUGGCUGUUUUUCUGGGGGUUUUUGUUUGGUUUUGGUUUUCCCUCCCAAAGUUUAAUAACCUCAAAGUCACCUCCUUCAGGGGGCCUUCUGUGAUCCACAGACUGGAUUAGAUCUUUCUCUGUAGUGCUCCUACAUUCCUUAUGAAUAUUUCUGUCACUGAAUUUUCAUUAUUGAUUUAUAAUUAUUUGCUUGGGCAUUGUCACUAUUUGGGAGGUUCUUGUUGAAGGCAGGACCUAUUGAAUUCUCAGGAUCUAGCACGUGAAAGGCCCUCAGUGGAUGCUUUUGUUGAAUGAAUCUGAAUGACUUUCCCGAGGUUAAAUUGCAAAGAUCUUGUGAAACUUCUACUGUAAAACUCAUGUUUAUUCCACUACGGUAUUUGCACAUUAGGGUGUUUAAACUCAUUGAAGAGUUAAGACUCUGUUAAAAGGUUUUCCUUCUUUCAAAAUUGAUUUUACUUUUUCAAUAAUCUAUUCACAUGAUUCACUCAUCAAAAGGUAUAGUACUCAGUAAAGAGUCUUGUUCCCAUUUUUUGCCUCCAACUUCCUACUUCCCAAAAUAGCCCUAUGAGUUAGGUGCCACUUCUGUGGCCCCUCUGCCUUGAGGUAACCAAUCUUGUCAAUUUCUUAUAUCUCUUUCUAGAAUUUUGCAAAUGUAUGUAAAUAUGAAAUUUUAUAUUCUUUUUUGCCUUUAAAAAGGUAUUGAUUUUUUUUAACUUCCCUAUUUUUUUCUGAGGUGAGUAUUAGCAAAAAGUGCUAAUCAGUACCCAGCUUGAAUGAAGUCAUAGGAAGGGAGACUUGGAAGAAGACAGCUAUUGGAUGAGGGGAGAAGAAAAUCCUGCCUACUUACUGACCUCUUGGGACACGCAGGGGCCUCCAAGACAGAGCCUGUGGUCCAGAUAACUCCCCCAGGCAGAUUCUCAAGCUCCUUAAGAGUUACCUUGUCUUUGGAACUCUCUUAGGCCACUCCCCUUGAUGCAAUAUCUGGGUUUGGGCAGAAAGGAGGGUGCUGGAGAGCCCGCCCCUUCUGAGCUGUUUGGACCAGCUCCUCUUUUUCAGAACAAUUCAGGCUUCACUGUGACUCAGACCUCGGCUCAAAUCUCUGCUCAGAAGCAAGAUGGCUGAGAUGGACAGAAUGCUUCACUCUGGAAGGAAAAGGCAUUCCAGGUCAAAUUAACCCCUUCACUAGGGUUCUAGAAGGAAUCUGGACAAGUUUUAUCAUGUGGUUUUUCUACGCCUUGAUUCCAUGUUUGUUCACAGAUGGAGUGGCCAGUCUGCCUGCCCCUCAGAACCUCUCUGUGCACUCAACCAACAUGAAGCAUCUCUUGACAUGGAGCCCAGUGAUCCUGCCUGGAGAAACAGUACACUAUUCUGUUGAGUAUCAGGGAGAGUAUGAGAGCCUGUACAUAAGCUGGAUCUGGAUCCCCACCAGCUGGUGCACGGUCACUGAAGAACCCAAGUGUGACGUCACGGAUGACAUCACUGCCACAGUCCCUUACAAACUCCGUGUCAGGGCCACAUUGGGCUCCCAAACUUCUGCCUGGAGCACCCUGAAGCACCCCUUUAAUCGAAACUCAACCAUCCUCACUCCACCCAGGAUGGAGGUGUCCAAGGAUGGUUUCCACCUGGUUAUUGAGCUGGAAGACCUGGGGCCGCAGUUUGAGUUCCUCGUGGUCUACUGGAGGAGGGAGCCUGGUGCCAAGGAACAGACCAAAGUGGUGAGGAGUAGGGGCGUUCCUGUGCACCUGGAAACCAUGGACCCAGGGGCCACAUACUGUGUGAAGGCCCAGUCUCUGGUGAAGGUCAUCGGGAGGCACAGUGCCUUCAGCCAGGCAGAGUGUGUGGAGGUGCAAGGUAAAGAAGGUCUGCCUGUUCCUUGGGCCUCCGCAGAGGUGACAGCCCCUCUUGGUGCAUGCUCAGAAGAGGCUCUCCCACUGGCCCUGGCCCUGUUUGCCUUCCUUGGCUUCAUGCUGAUCCUCGUGGUUGUGCCGUUCUCCAUCUGGAAAAUGGGUCAGCUGCUCCGGUACUCCUGCUGCCCCGUGGUGGUCCUCCCAGACACCUUGAAAAUAACCAAUUCACCCCAGAAGGUAAUCAGCUGCAGAAGGGAAGAGGUGGAUGUCUGUGCCACAGCUGUGCUAUCUUCUGAGGAACUCUUCAAGGCCUGGAUCUAGACCUGAGGAAGGGCCCACAGACUGGCCUGCAGGACACAGGACUGGUGAGGGGUGAGGCUGUGUUCCUGUUUUCCUCCAUGGAUGAAGGACAAGAGAAGUAUGAAGAGCCUGCCAUGUCCAUGUGCGGAAGCAACUGUCAGAGGCUGAGUGUCAUGCCAGUGGCACUGGUGAGAGUUCAGGAGAUGUGACUUCCAGACCCGGAGCUGACAUUUGCUAGCUGAGUGACCCUGGGGAAAGUGACUUCAUCCCUCUGGUCCUCAGAUUUCUCAUCUGCAAUGGGGAUUAAUUACUCACCUGUCUCUGCUCUCUGUCUCUCUUUCUAUGUAUGUAAAUACAUUCAGCACUUGCAGGACUGCGGGUGGCAUUCAUGCUGGGAAAGGCCAGUGCUCCUGGAGAGCAGGAUAUAAAUGUGUAGUAAGAAGGACCAAAGGCCACACAUGAGUUGGCUUGGGCUCCCCGCUUUCCCAGAGGAAAUGGAAGAGGAAAGGAAGGAUGGGAGCAAGUGUUGAUCUCCCUUCAAGCUAAAUGCCUAUGCAGAGGUGGAGGGCUCAGCAAGCCAUGGUGGGUGAACUGGAAGGCCACAGCCCCCCAACAUAGGAUGUGCACCAGUGCUGGAGAUCCACAAAACACCAUCAAGUGUGGACUGUGUGCACAUCCUGAGGAUGGCAGGUAAUAUGUGUGUUGUGUGACGAGAGGGCAGGAGGUGGUCAGUUCCAAGUGUAAUGUUUGUAGCGUCUGUUUUUCCUGUGAAGUUGUCAAAGUGCAGAAGUAAAAAUCAAAAGGGGUAGUCUUUUUGGUUCCUGCAAAAAAAGCGGGCUUCGGGGUUUUAGUUACAUCACCAGCCUUAGGUCCAGAGAAACAUAAAGUACACACAGCUCUGGCUUCAUGCUUCAGCCCCUAGCCACAGGCUGCUUGCUUGGGGACAGCUUCUAUUGUACAAGAGCUCCAGUUGAGUCAGGAGGCAACAAGAUCACCUGAGCAGGGCGCUCUUGGUUUUUCCCAGAGGCCCCUUUCCAUAGGAUUUCUGUGGGUACUUCCUUUUCCUUUAGGCAUUCCACUCAGAGAUCAGACUCUGCCUCUUCUACUCUGCUUUUCCUGUUCUCAACUCUGGAAGCCCCUACUCACUCCUCUCCCCAACCAGGUGAAGAAGAAAGCCUAAGGCUAGAGAAGGAGUGGAGGGAGGAAGUUUCUUGAGGAGUGAAGGAUUGAUUGUUGAGCAAGACCUGUACCUUUUUAUUCCCCACUCCCUCCCAGGUCUGGAGCCUCUGAGUGGGUUCCUCUCUACCCCCACUUCCUGGCCCUUCCAGCCAGCCUGUGGUGGGGACAGUCUAACUGCCUCAACCAGAUGUUUUCCCCUUUGUAACACCACCACCCCACCAUCCUCUCUCCACCUGGCAGGGUCUCAAGUAGAUUGGGGAGGGGCUGUGUCCAGGGAUGAGAUAUCCUAAGAGCUUUGCCUUUAUGUUCUUCUUGUUGGUUUUGACUCCUUUAUGGAGAGUAUGUGUGAAUUUUAUAUUGUGCCUGAACUGGAAACAUGUUCAUUUUAUAAAAAAUAAAGACCACACGACUACAUGGGCCAUCCUUGA